AUGGCGCGCUCUGCUGGUUUCAGAACGGCGUGCUUGACAUUAGCCAAUGUGCUGCUCCCGAUCGCGGUACUGGUCUUCGCGACGGGCUUCUUUCCUUAUAAACCUGUCCUGCCAGGUCUAGCGACAUUCGACGACAUUGAGGUUGCCUCUACUCCACCAGUCUUCGAUCGCGUGGUAUUCAUGGUCGUGGAUGCGCUCAGAAGUGACUUCGUCUACGGCCACAACUCUGGCUUCGACUUCACACAGAGCCUCAUCCGCGAUGGUGCCGCGAUCCCCUUCACAGCACACGCAACACCACCCACGGUCACAAUGCCUCGCGUCAAAGCACUAACCACAGGCUCCGUCCCCUCUUUCCUCGACCUGAUCCUCAACUUCGCCGAAUCAGACACCUCCUCCUCCCUCGCCAACCAAGACACCUGGCUCGCCCAGAUCCGCGCAAAGGGCGGCAACCUCAUCUUCUACGGCGACGACACGUGGCUGAAACUCUUCGAGUCCGGCCAGACAGGCGCUGGCAAGGGACAGUUCUUCAGCAGGUUCGAUGGGACGAGUAGCUUCUUUGUUUCGCUGAGUAUAAACGUUUUUUCGUUCUUGCAGGAUUUCACAGAAGUUGACAAUAACGUUACGCGUCAUGUCCCCGAGCAGCUGGCGGAGAGUGAUUGGAAUGCGAUGAUUAUGCAUUAUCUGGGUCUGGAUCACAUUGGGCACAAGACGGGACCGCAGGGACCGAAUAUGCUGCCGAAACAGAGGGAGAUGGAUGGGAUCGUGAAGACGAUCUAUGAGACGAUGGAGAAAAAGCCGCGUUUGGAAGAUACACUGCUGGUAUUGGCCGGCGACCAUGGCAUGAACAAUGGUGGGAAUCAUGGGGGCAGCGGACCUGGUGAGACGGAGCCUGCGCUGCUGUUCGCCAGCCCCAAGCUCAGAAAGAUGAAAAAGAGCAGGGAGUAUGAGUGUCCUACACUGCCGAAGGAGGGCACGGAAUUUCACUACUAUACGAAGAUCCAGCAAAGCGAUCUGGUACCGACGCUGGCUGGAUUGAUGAGUCUGCCAAUUCCGAGGAAUAGUUUGGGAGUCUCUAUACCCGAAUUGACAGGUCUGCUGACGCAGGAUGAGACCUCUACCACUGGGCUCUUGAAGGAGGAAGGUACGACGGAGCUCUUCAAGAGGAAUACGAAGCAGACUCUGGAAAUCAUCGAGGCUACAUACGGAGCCGAGUCUUUCAGGUCGAAGGUCGCCAGCUUCGAGCCGAAGAACAUGCCCUCGAGCGACAUCUGCACGGAUCAAGACGAAGGUGAACCUCGCCUUGCCUGUCUGUGGGCGUACGUCGAGAACCGACUGGCGACAGGAGAGAGCUGGCGCAAUACUGCGAGACGGCAUGCUGCAAUGUUGGCUUUCCUUCUCGAAGCGCAAGAAACGCUCAGCGGCACUGCAAGCUCCUACAACAUCCCACGCAUGGUUGUUGGAAUGUGCCUCAGUGCUACCAUCGUUGCUCUAGCCCUAUCCUCCUUCCCGUCGAUCUGGCCUCCUACUACAGCAGGAAUGUUCUUCGCCACGACAAGCGUUCUUUACGGCAUCAUGAUGUUCGCCAGCAGCUAUGUUGAAGAAGAGCAACAAUUCUGGUACUGGCUCACACCCUCCUGGUUCAUCAUCCUCGGAGCCAAGAACACAAGCAAGUUCAUCGACCACAGAGCACGUCUCAGGCUCGCCCUCGCCGUCUUCGCCCUUCUCGCCGUUCACCGCUUCUGUAUCCGCUGGAACCAAACUGGCCAGAAACAUGCCGGCGCCGAAGACAUUGUGCAUACUUUCUUCCCGCGGGAACACGUCGCCAUGUGGGUGCUUAUUCUGGCUGCUUACGUCUACAAUGGAUUUCAAAUGGUUCCGAAGACGUUUGGCGGAAUUUUGGCGCCGGAGGUGGCGGUCGUGCUCGUUGUGGCCAUGACUCUACCGGCGAUUGUGUUUAAGCUGAAUUUCACGCAGGCUGAUGCGCCGGAGCUGGUACAUGGACUCGCCUACAGGAUCAGAAACUGGACCAGUCAAUUCGACUUGGUGCUGCAGGCGAGGGUGGUUUUCUUCGUGCUGGCGUUGUGUACGGUCAUUGUGGUGGUACUUUCGGUCUUGAGCUAUCGGGAGGCUGGGGCGAGGGAGAAAGGGUUGCUGCCGAGUUUGGCGGAGAGGUUGCAUUACCUCCUCACGCUGUUCCUGAUGACGCAGACAAGGGCGCCAAAUAUUCCGCUGUUCCUGGGGCUGGAAGUACAGAGAGAGGCGUUGGGGUAUAUUCUCUUAGGCGGCCAAACCCCGGGGAAACGGCCUGUCACGGAAGUUGCGAUGACAACACUACUCCUCAGCCACUCCUAUUACUUCUGCAUGGGCGGCUCGAACUCGAUCUCCAGCAUCGACCUGAGCAAUGCAUACAACGGCGUCGCAGACUACAACAUCGUCGCCGUGGGCGUACUCCUCUUCGCGAGCAACUGGACGGGUCCGAUCUGGCUCUGCAGCGCUGCGAACCUCUUACUUUCAACCAAACCAGCAUCGGCGAAGCAGGCCAAGGACAGUAAGAGCUGGAUCGACGAGGAGCGCAAGAAGCUACACCAAGAUACGUUGCGGAGCACGAUGGGACCUCAAAAGGUUGAGAAAGAAGAUGGAGGGGUGUGGAUGCAGUAUAUCUCGCACAUGACGGUGUUCAUUGGGGCGAGUUUACUGGCUGUUAUGGCGGCUUGUACGGCGCUCCGCACGCAUCUGUUCAUCUGGACGGUCUUCAGCCCGAAGUAUCUUUAUGCUAUGGCGUGGGCUGUUGGGUGGCAUUUGUUGAUCAAUGUUGGGGUGGGAAGUGCGUUGAGGGGGAUGGGAGGGGUGAAGUAG
This is a messenger RNA of Fulvia fulva, 2856 nucleotides long. Its product is annotated as GPI ethanolamine phosphate transferase 2. Gene Ontology annotation, biological process: GPI anchor biosynthetic process. Gene Ontology annotation, cellular component: endoplasmic reticulum membrane. The transcript is spliced from 3 exons. Bases 1 to 2856 code for a protein of 951 amino acids. Lineage: Eukaryota; Fungi; Ascomycota; Dothideomycetes; Mycosphaerellales; Mycosphaerellaceae. The record is from RefSeq and is a predicted model, not a curated record.